Molecule: messenger RNA, 1137 nt
Organism: Colletotrichum destructivum
Lineage: Eukaryota; Fungi; Ascomycota; Sordariomycetes; Glomerellales; Glomerellaceae
Product: Putative extracellular membrane protein, CFEM
Exons: 8
Coding region: 1-1137 (378 amino acids)
Source: RefSeq, a predicted model, not a curated record
AUGGUCGCUGUUCGCUUCACUAUACUUGUUGUUUGGCUCUACAGGUUUAGUGUAGUCACCAGAGCAGAUCAACCCUACUUAGGAAUCCCAAGCUGUGCAAUAAGUUGUGUUAACCAGGAGAUUAUUGGUUAUUCUAAUUGCUCUAUCACAAAUCAAGACUGUAUUUGUCGCGAUGCUGUUUUCACAGCUAGUGUGCAGGCAUGUGUCUUACAAAAUUGCACAGUAAAGGAAGCACUAGUUGCCCAAAACCAUACAUCAGCAGCCUGUUCUAUGCCGAUGUCUAAGCCAAAUCCUCUACAUAAAUGGUUUCCAACGGUGCUCUUCGUCUUCUCAACUUUCUUCAUAAUAGGAAGAUUGACAAACAAGUGGUUAAGGGUUUCGCCCUGGGGUUGGGAUGAUACCUGCAUUAUUAUCGCAUAUCCCUUAAAUGCAGCUUUCCUUCCAGGAGCUCUUCUUGCACAGAGAGCCGGCGCAGGGAGGGACAUUUGGACUCUCACCUCAGAUCAAAUCACAGAGCUUCUAUUGAUUGUAUUCAUUUUUGGAGUACUAUACUUCAUGAGCCUUGCUUUCAUCAAAACCUCGAUCGUCUUUUUAUAUCUUCGGAUUUUCCCUGAUGAGAAAUUUCGAAAGCUGCUGUGGCUCACACAAGUAUUUAAUCUGAUGCUUCUGAUAUCGUUUCUUGCUGGUCAACUUACUCUCUGCCAACCCUUGAAGUUUGUUUGGCUAGGCUGGGCUAAGGAGAUUGAAGGUUACUGCUUUAACCGUAAUGCAUUUAUUAUUUGGCAUGGUGCUAUUAACCUUGCUUUGGAUUUAUGGAUGCUGGUGUUACCUUUAACGCAACUCUACGGCUUACGUAUGCAACUUAAAAAGAAGUUGGGUAUUAUACUCAUGUUUAGUAUUGGAAUAUUUCUUACAGCAGUAAGUGCUUAUCGGAUCAAAGCGCUAUUAGUAUUUGCAACAUCUCUAAAUUUUUCUGCCGACUCCCUCCAGACUUCCUUAUGGUCUCACAUCGAACUCAGCGUAGGGGUUGUUGUAGCUUGCUUACCAAGCACACAACAGGUUUAUUUUAGGUUUUCUCCCGUUAUCGUCAAAUUUACCCAGAAAAUAGGAUUUAGUAAAUCAAAAGAGAUUUCUUAA